Oldenlandia corymbosa var. corymbosa is the source of this 330-nucleotide messenger RNA. The record is from the annotation of a GenBank genome assembly. NCBI's taxonomy places the organism in Eukaryota, Viridiplantae, Streptophyta, Magnoliopsida, Gentianales, Rubiaceae.
AUGCUGCCGGGGUUGAAGCAAGGGGAAGAAAAGAUGUCUAAGAGCGACCCGGAUUCUUCUAUCUUCGUGGAGGAUGAAGCUGCUGAGGUAUCUCGCAAGAUUAAGAAGGCAUUCUGCCCUCCUAAAACUGUGGCUGGCAAUCCAUGUAUAGAGUAUAUCAAAUACAUUGUUUUGCCUUGGUCCGAUGAGUUUAAGGUUCAACGAACUGACAAAAAUGGUGGUGAUAAGAUCUACAAAAAUUUUGAAGAACUAGCCCAGGAUUAUGAAACUGGUACAUUGCAUCCAGGUGAUGUGAAAUCUGCCUUAAUCAAAGCACUGACGAGAUAUUAG